Xyrauchen texanus (razorback sucker) is the source of this 3592-nucleotide messenger RNA. Its product is annotated as catenin beta-1-like. Gene Ontology annotation, biological process: positive regulation of transcription by RNA polymerase II; cell adhesion. The transcript is spliced from 16 exons. Gene Ontology annotation, molecular function: cadherin binding; transcription coactivator activity; alpha-catenin binding. Gene Ontology annotation, cellular component: catenin complex; adherens junction. The coding region runs from base 203 to 2539 and encodes 778 amino acids. NCBI's taxonomy places the organism in Eukaryota, Metazoa, Chordata, Actinopteri, Cypriniformes, Catostomidae. The record is from RefSeq and is a predicted model, not a curated record.
UAGAUGUACAGCAGCGCGGAAGGUUUGUUGCACCGCUAACGCAGGAGAACUGUUACCCGUCCGAUAAUCUCACCGGCUGCCUUGGCUGUUUCAUUCAAGUAAGGAUAUUGACACGUUGGUCAGGCUUCGCCGGCCAGACAAAGUGAUUCGCCGUUUUAAUUUCAGGUUUGGAAGUCACUCAGGCUGAGGGGUUGACACAACGAUGGCUACCCAGUCGGACCUUAUGGAGCUCGAUAUGGCAAUGGAGCAGGAUCGUAAAGCUGCUGUAAGUCACUGGCAGCAGCAGUCAUACCUGGAUUCAGGUAUUCACUCUGGGGCAACCACCACAGUACCAUCUCUCUCAGGCAAGGGCAACCCUGAAGAGGAAGAUCUGGACAACCAGCUUUAUGAGUGGGAGCAGGGCUUCAACCAACCCUUCACACCUGAACAGGUGGCAGACUUGGAUGGGCAGUAUGCCAUGACCCGUGCCCAGCGUGUCCGCGCUGCCAUGUUUCCUGAGACUCUUGAUGAGGGCAUGCAGAUUGCUUCUACUCAGUUUGACACUACUCACCCCACCAACGUGCAGAGGCUGGCUGAACCUUCCCAGAUGCUCAAACAUGCGGUGGUCAACCUCAUUAACUACCAGGAUGAUGCUGAGCUGGCCACCAGAGCCAUUCCAGAGCUCACUAAACUGCUCAAUGAUGAGGACCAGGUGGUGGUGAACAAGGCAGCAGUGAUGGUGCACCAGCUCUCUAAGAAAGAGGCUUCUCGCCACGCGAUCAUGCGCUCCCCACAGAUGGUGUCUGCCAUCGUGAGGACCAUGCAGAACACCAAUGAUGUAGAGACUGCCCGAUGCACUACUGGCACCUUGCACAACAUAUCCCACCACAGAGAGGGCCUUCUCGCCAUCUUUAAGUCAGGAGGAAUCCCUGCUCUUGUUAAGAUGCUGGGAUCUCCUGUGGACAGUGUACUGUUUUAUGCCAUCACCACCCUGCACAACCUCCUGCUUCAUCAGGAAGGUGCAAAAAUGGCUGUUCGUCUAGCUGGAGGCCUUCAGAAGAUGGUGGCCCUACUCAACAAAACCAACGUCAAGUUCCUGGCCAUCACCACAGACUGCUUACAGAUCCUGGCUUAUGGCAACCAGGAGAGCAAGUUAAUCAUCCUGGCCAGUGGAGGACCUCAAGCUCUGGUGAACAUCAUGAGAACAUACACGUAUGAGAAACUGCUCUGGACCACAAGCCGUGUGCUGAAAGUGCUGUCCGUGUGCUCCAGUAACAAACCUGCCAUCGUUGAAGCUGGUGGUAUGCAGGCUCUUGGCCUUCACUUGACCGAUCCAAGCCAGCGUCUGGUACAGAACUGUCUAUGGACACUCAGAAACUUGUCAGAUGCUGCCACAAAGCAGGAAGGAAUGGAGGGACUUCUUGGCACUCUGGUUCAGCUUCUUGCUUUAGAUGACAUUAACAUGGUCACCUGUGCAGCUGGCAUCCUGUCCAACCUCACAUGUAACAACUACAAGAACAAGAUGAUGGUUUGCCAAGUGGGUGGGAUUGAAGCCCUGGUCCGCACCGUUCUCAGAGCUGGUGAUAGAGAAGAUAUCACAGAGCCUGCUGUCUGUGCCCUGCGCCAUCUUACCUCCAGACACCAAGAUGCUGAGAUGGCCCAGAACGCAGUGCGUCUCCACUAUGGCUUGCCUGUAGUGGUCAAACUGUUGCACCCACCCUCACACUGGCCACUAAUUAAGGCCACUGUCGGUCUCAUUCGUAAUCUGGCACUAUGCCCAGCCAAUCAUGCACCACUACGAGAGCAAGGUGCGAUUCCGCGAUUGGUCCAACUGCUGGUGAGGGCACACCAGGACACCCAGAGACGCACUUCUAUGGGUGGCACUCAGCAACAGUUUGUGGAGGGGGUUCGUAUGGAGGAGAUUGUGGAAGGCUGCACCGGAGCACUUCACAUCCUGGCCAGAGAUGUACACAACAGAAUUGUCAUCAGGGGGCUCAACACCAUUCCCCUGUUUGUGCAAUUGCUCUAUUCACCCAUUGAGAACAUCCAGCGCGUAGCAGCAGGAGUUCUCUGUGAGCUGGCUCAGGAUAAGGAGGCGGCAGAAGCAAUUGAGGCAGAAGGAGCCACAGCUCCUCUCACAGAGUUGCUGCACUCCAGGAAUGAGGGAGUGGCUACAUACGCGGCAGCAGUGCUGUUCCGCAUGUCCGAGGAUAAACCUCAGGACUACAAGAAGCGGCUUUCCGUGGAGCUCACCAGCUCCCUCUUCAGAACAGAGCCCAUGGCCUGGAACGAGACUGGUGAUCUAGGUCUUGAUAUGGGUGCUCAGGGAGAGCCUCUUGGAUACAGACCAGAUGACCCCAGCUAUCGUUCUUUCCAUUCUGGGUAUGGGCAAGAUGGACUGGUUAUGGAUGGCAUCCUGGAACAUGAGAUGGGAGGCCACCACCCUGGAGCAGAGUACCCAGUGGAAGGUUUGCCCGACUUGGGUCACGCUCAGGACCUGAUGGACGGCCUGCCCCCUACAGACUCCAAUCAGCUGGCAUGGUUUGACACAGACCUCUGAACACUCUCUCGCACAGUAUAAAAGUAGUGAAGCUAUAUUGUUGAAUGAAUCUGCAUUGUGAUUUUUGAAGAGUCGUGGAAGGUUUGCCAGAGGGUGGGCUAGUGUUUCAGAAAGUGCCUGACACACACUUGUCACAGACAAAAGUGAUAUUUCUAAUGGGAAAUAAUGGAAGUCGGUCUCUUUUUAUUGCUCCGACCCCUUUUGUUCCUUGCCCAACUUGACGCGGAUGCUUAUGAGCGGACAUGAAGAGGAUCUUUUAAAGAUUGAACUAUAAAUCUUUUAGCCUUUCAUUUAUUACAUCUUUUUUUGUACUCUUUCUUUUCACCCCAAAUCAGCCUUUUCAUGGUACUGACCCUAGCUUUAUUUUAAAAAGUUUUUUUUUUUUUCUUCUUUUGACAAUUUGUAUUCCUUUUAUGUCUUCUAUGGUGUUAAGUUGUUGUGAACUUGCCUCCAUUUUGUUUCAGGAUCUUUAUCACGUGCUAGUGUACAACACUAAUCUCACUUCCUAUGUAAUCUGACUGAAAGUGUAACGAUGUGUGGCUUUUUAUAUGAUCAUUUGUUAAAAUGGUGGUUGUUGGGAGUAAAAAUUAUAUGCAUUCUUACAAAUGCUUAAAAGGUUAGCAAAGAGAAGUGGUCUUCAAUGUCACUAUUGUUCCAAAAAGGGUGUGAAGAAUGGGGGGUGGGGGGUAAAUGGGGGCUUAUGAGUUAUACACAGAGAUGGAAAUCUUUUCUGUGCUAUCUGGAGGCAGUCUCUAUUGAAGCAACGUCAUUGUUUGUUAGCCUGUUCGGCUUAUUUUGGGAACAUGGAUAAGGACGUGGCUAAUCAUUAAAAGACUUCUAUUCAUUUCUCUGUGUUUGAGUGAUACCUAAAAAAAAAAGUGAUUAUUGGAUGAAUUUUAUAAAAACAUGUCUGGGUCACAUUUCGUUCUGUCUGUGCACUUUAUUCAUUUUUAGGACCCCCCCCCCCAUGAAAAUAAAUUCUCAUUUACUCAUUAAAAUACUUAUAGAAAAUUUAAUUUGCUGAAGUCGUACCAUAUACCUAUGUUUUUAUUU